Messenger RNA from Scylla paramamosain (green mud crab), 3407 nucleotides. RefSeq names its product protein big brother-like. NCBI's taxonomy places the organism in Eukaryota, Metazoa, Arthropoda, Malacostraca, Decapoda, Portunidae. Gene Ontology annotation, cellular component: nucleus; core-binding factor complex. The transcript is spliced from 6 exons. The record is from RefSeq and is a predicted model, not a curated record. The coding region runs from base 162 to 701 and encodes 179 amino acids. Gene Ontology annotation, molecular function: transcription coactivator activity; sequence-specific DNA binding. Gene Ontology annotation, biological process: regulation of transcription by RNA polymerase II.
UGCUGGGUCAGUCUCUCACAGGAAGCCAGAAGGGAAGGACUCGUUGCCAUGACCUCUCUUAACGAGCAAAUGACCACAGUGUCCACCCCCUGCUGGGCCACUACGAGUCCCCCCUGCCCCCCUGUACGAGCCGCCCCCCUGGCCCCCCCAAGCCGCGCCUCAUGUUCAAGAUGCCCCGCGUGGUGCCAGACCAGAAGACUAAGUUUGAGUCUGAUGAACUUUUCCGCAGACUGGCGAGGGAGACGGAGGUGCGGUACACGGGCUACAGAGACAGGCCGCUGGAGGAGAGGCGACAGAGGUUUCAAGCAGGAGUGAGAGAAGGACACACGGAAAUGGCCUUCAUGACCAACGGAACAAACAUGUACCUGCAGCUGGCCACAGGAUUCAACAGCAAGGAAGUGGAUUUUGAGAAGGAGCCUGGCAAGGUACACCUUCGGUCUUGCUUCAUCAUGAACGGCGUGUGUGUGCGGUGGCGCGGCUACGUUGACCUGGAGAGGCUGGAUGGCGUGGGCUGUUUAGAGUAUGAUGAGGAAGCAGCAGCGGAGGAGGAUCGAUUCCUGAGGGAGGAGAUAGAGAAAUACAAGGCCAGACUGAGGGAAUUUGAGGAGAAGCAAAGGGCGUUCCGUGUCCCUACCACCUCACACGCCCACCACGCCCACUCCCACGCCCACGCCGAGCAGGCCAACAUACAAGUCCGCUAGCAGCAGAUCCUCAGCCUCCUGUACCGCAAGUCCUAGCCGGCAGAGGGCGAGACGGGGCGCAGCCAAUCACAGCGCGCCACGACCUCGCCUCAGCCAAUGAGCGCCGCCCAGCACGCCUCCACCAAUCAGAGCCUCCCAGCCCAGCAAUUCACCAAUCACCGCCCGGGAAAUGCGUCGCGGGAAAGAAGGUGUUGAGAUGCGGGGAACAAUUGAGUUUUUCGGCAAAUCGUGGGGAAAAAAGUGUUAUACGGCAAAAAAUUCAGGAAAUUAUUUUUUUAUGAAUAUCGACCAAAAAAUGAGGAGUAAAUGAAAAAAAAAAGUGAUAAAUAUAAAUGGCGAAAAUUGUAGUUAAAUUGUAUGUUUCGCAAAUAGAGAGAACGAAAAGUGUUUACCUGGGAAAAUAAACGAAGACAACAACAACAACAACAACAACAACAACAACAACAACAACAACAACAACAACAAAUCUCACGAAUGUCCACCGGAAAACAAAAUAUCAAUAAGAAGCAAAUAAAACAAACAAGUAAUCAUAAACUACAAAGAAAAGAAAACAGAAAAAAAUACAAACAGAAAAAAAAGUGAUUUGGUGUCGAAAUUUGAAAAUAAACAAUGAAAACAGAAGAGGCUAAACAAACAAAAAACAAAAACAAACAAAAAACAAACAAAUAAAUAAAGAGAUUAUAUAUAUAUAUUACAAAAAAUACCUAAAUAUUAAUAUAAAAAACGAACGCUAAUUUAAGUGCUAAAAAAUAUAUAUAAAUGAAAUAAUAAUAAUGAUAAUACAAAACUUUUAAACUUACAAACUUUUCUUCACUUUUUGUUCAACUAACCAACAUUUUCGUUUUCAAAUAUUCAAAUCGCUUCACGUCACUAACGGAUUCUAAUGGCUUUUUUCAACGGAAUUAACGGUCACUAACGGUCGCUGCGCCUGCCAAGCUCUUAAUUAAUGGUUAACGAAAAGGGAAGAAAAACAAACACGUGAUAAAAAAGGAGGAAGGGGAAAAAAUUAGAAAACAAAGAAAAUAUACAGAAAGAUGAAAAUGGAGGAAGAAAGAGAGUAACAAAAGAGAAAAGAAUGAAAGGAUAAUAGCGCAAGAUAGAAAAGGAAGAGAAUGAAAGAACGGGGAAACAAAAAAAAUUACAGAACAGAAGGAAAUAAAGGAAAACUGCUAAAAAGUGUGAAAAAAAGAAAAUAAAGUGACAGAAAGAAAACAAAUGGAAAAAGAAAGAGCGAACAAGAUAGUGAAAGGAAGAAAAAAGAAACCAAACAAGAAUGAAAAUAAACGAAGAAAGAAAAGAAGAGAGAGAAAGGAAAUAAGAAAGUGAAAGAAAGAAAGGAAGGAAAGCAAAUAAGAAUGAAAGGAAAAAGAACAGGAAAAAUUAAUGGAAAGAGGCAAAGAGAAUGAAAGAAACAAAGAGAAAAAGAAAAAAAAGGACAGAACAAAGAAAAGGUAAAUAUAUGUUUGUUUGUUUGUUUGUUGCUCCAUCACCUGCACCCCACCCAUAAUUACAGGUGACUCCCCCGUCCCUCCACCCCUUCUCCCUCCUCCAGGUGACUCACGCCCCCCCCCCUUAAUUAAUACACAGGUGACUCCAGCACACCUUAAAUCGAUACUCUACGUAAAUUACCUGUUAUAAAUUAUGAUGAUGAUGAUGAUGAUGAUGAUGAUGAUGAUGAUGAUAGUGAAGGUAUCGAUAAAGGUUUCUGGAGUGGUUUGUGUGGAGAAGGGAAUAAUUAUAUGAAGAAAAAUGAUGAUGAUAAUUUUAUUUCAUUAUUUUGCAAGACGAAAAAUGUUGAAGGGGAAAAAUGUAAUUGUAAAUGUGAUGGAUUAUUAUUAUUAUUAUUAUUAUUAUUAUUAUUAUUAUUAUUAUUAUUAUUAUUAUUAGCACCAUUAUUUUCACUGUUAUUAUUAUUAUCAUCAUCACCCUCACUAUUAUUAUUAUUAUUAUUAUUAUUACUAUUAUUAUUAUUAUUACCAUUGUUAUAAGUUUAAUGCGAUCUUCUGCAAUUUAUACAUUUUUUUCUUAAUAUUACAGAAAUCAUUCAUUUAUUCAUUUUUUUUUACUUUACUUUCUCAUUUUUUCAUUUCCAUUUUCUUCUUUUUUUUUUCGAAACCAAGAUGGCGCUUCGUAUCGUGUGUAUAUUUUUUAUAGUACUGUGUCUGUGUGUCUGUGUGUCUGUCUGUCUGUCUGUCUGUUUGUAUUUGUAGCGCUAGGAAUUAAGUGUGUGUGUGUGUGUGUGUGUGUGUGUGUGUGUGUGUGUGUGUGUGUGUGUGUGUGUGUGUGUGUGUGUGUGUGUGUGUGUGUGUGUGUUCCCUCCAGUAGCUAGCUGUGCAAUAUUGAGAGAGAGAGAGAGAGAGAGAGAGAGAGAGAGAGAGAGAGAGAGAGAGAGAGAGAGAGAGAGAGAGAGAGAGAGAGAGAGAGAGAGAGAGAGAGAAUCAACACUUGAAAGAAAUAUUAGUGGUAAUUGUUAUAGAAAGGAAGGAAGAGGAGAAAGAGGAAGAAGAGGAGGAAGAGAGAGAGAGAGAGAGAGAGAGAGAGAGAGAGAGAGAGAGAGAGAGAGAGAGAGAGAGAGAGAGAGAGAGAGAGAGAGGAAGGGGAAGUGAUGAUGGAGGGGAGAACAACAAAAUGGCAGCUGAAUCUCUCUCUCUCUCUCUCUCUCUCUCUCUCUCUCUCUCUCUCUCUCUCUCUCUCUCUCUCUCUCUC